Molecule: messenger RNA, 2589 nt
Organism: Dermacentor silvarum
Lineage: Eukaryota; Metazoa; Arthropoda; Arachnida; Ixodida; Ixodidae
Exons: 2
Coding region: 225-887 (220 amino acids)
Source: RefSeq, a predicted model, not a curated record
GUCGCUAUCGACACCACGCCAUGGCAGCUGUUGCAGAUGUUGUUUUCCAGCGCAAUUUUCAUCCUGUCUCGGCAUUCGUGAUCUGUACGGCUGCAAUGAAGCUAAUUUUGUAAACCGACGUUGAUUUUUGAUAUCGUGAAUAUGUGACGUGACGUUAUAAAACUGUUUUCUUUCGCUAACAUAUCCUCGGUGUAAGGAGUACGCGUACUCUAAACAGGCGGAAAAUGAAUCUGCCGCACUUUCGUCGAAAGAGAGUCCUUGCAUACCUGGUUGUCGCAGGCCUUCUGCUGCUCACUCUGAACUACAUCCUCAAGUCGGAAGAAGUCAAUGGUUGUGGCCGGACAUCUGACACAGGGCCAUGCCUCCUGUCACUUUUUCCCAAAGUGUUAGACUCACUCACGGCCCAGGGGGUGGCGAGCUACCUGUGCUAUUAUGCCCUGUGGGGUGCACUGAAGGACCAGCAGCCACUACCUUGGACCAACAAGGUCGAGCUUUGUCUCCGCAACGAAGAGCUUUCUGACCUGGAUGAAGGCCAACUGCUGAAGUCGUUUCGUCGAUACGGCGUCAACGCCUAUUAUGACUCGGCAAAUGGGCUGUACAGGGCGACACUCAGGGACGGAAGCAGCGCUUGUGAGGUGUACCUCUACGUCUUUGAGGAAGACAAGAUCGUUCACCGAGUGCGUAGGGUCGGCUGGAAAAACAGACUGUUGCCGCCUGAUUCGUGCGACACAUUACAUUGCUUUCCAGUGUCUCUUCUGACACCUCCACUAAAGGAGACGACAUUCCUGGGAGCCACAGUGAAUGUCCCGCACGAUGGCAUCGAAGUGCUCAAGUACAUGUUCCCCGACUCUUGGUGGAAAGGCGAGGUGCCUCCAAAAUGUGACUAGCUGUCACUGUGAAAUGUGGUAGAGGGCUUGCUUUCGUGAUUUUUCGUUGCCUGUCACUUCAUGAGUAUUAUACUCCUAAGGAUUAAUAUGGUCUUUGAUGCAUACCCAAGGUGGUUUUGAAGUAUUUUUGCAGAAUGUUAAAACAUGGUCUAUUAUGCUGUCCAUUGCACCUUGCCUUUCAGUGACCUACUGGGCAGGAAUAUUUUGAAUACAUUAAGUGUUUUUGUUCUUUCUUUAAAAUUAAUAUCAAAAAUUUUCAUUGGACACGCGCAUUGCUUUUAAACUAUGCCCCGUGUAGUCGCACCUCCCCGUCAUUGCCUUUCCAUACUCCUUUCCAUUGCCUUAAAGAGACCCAGUGGCUAGUAUAAACUGUUACGUAUGCGUAAGUUUACCACCAUAAUCGACUCGCAGCAUUUGCUUCUGAAUGCAUAAUAUAGUGUAGCAUCCUUGGGAUGAAUGUUGUCAUCGUACUUCUAAUUCUCAAAUAAGUGUGACUGUGUGGUAACAGGUGGACGUAUAGGAAAGGGUUGAUCACAUUGAUCAUUUAGGCUCCUUUGUUGUGAGGAGCAUUCUUGGACAGCUCUUCUCACUUUCAAUUCAAUAUUACUACUUAGGAACAUGAUGAAAGUUUCUCUUCACGCAUUCACUACAAUAUCAUCUAGUCACUUCAUCCUCACAUGCCCCAGAAUGUUGUCUCAAUAGCUAUAAAUCAUGGCUGUCAUUGAUGUAGAUUGAAUUUUUUUGUGACAACGCAUUUUCAUGUCUUUCAUAGAAGUCAUUGUUAUUCCUUUGGUAGAACUUUUGACAUGUUUUGCACAGCUUUCUGGUUAUGGCCCCCAUUUUUCAACCAUCGAUCCAUAAGAACAAUGUUUUGUGUAUUACAAUGUAAGCUGUAGUCCAUUCAGUCCUGAUAACAUAGGAAUAGUUAGUUGGGUUAUUUAUUAUAAUCAAACAUUACUAAAUAUUAGUGCUGUGUUGCUCAGGUUUAUGUACAUUACAACCUAAACUUUCCUUAUGCUCCCACCUGUCAUUUAUUAUUGCAUGUAGAUGCACUCUAUUCGAUUGCCCAAAUUUAUUGUUGUCUUUAUUGUUUUCAGCAUUACUGCUGUGAUGCUCUUCAAGCAAUCAGGACUCUGUACUCAAGGAUUGUAUAACUGCUUUGAGAAAAAAUUAUUUCACUGCCAUUGGUGCUUUAGAAUUUAUAAUUCGCUACUAUUAAUGUUAAUUAACUGAAGCCUCUGGAGAAGUGGCAAAGUUUUGCACAUGAUGAUAUGUUGUGAUCAUUUACGCAUAGUCGACAAGUUAUACCAGCUUAUGCCUCGCCUUUUUAUCUUGUAGACAGUCUAAACCUAGUCUUUCGUUGAUGUGUCAUUUUACAUGCAUGCUUGUCCCUUUUUUUUUGUGCUUCACUAAUUCUGCGCCCAGUUUUAUGAUGCUGUAUUUCGAAUGCUAUGAAUCUUAGUUGAUCUAGGAUUGUUAUUUCUUGCUUCACUGUUUUUGUGAUGUGAGGCAGGAUAUGUGCUUUAGCUGCUAGCUCGCAUGAUAUGUAUUGUGAGUGAUAUGGAAGUUUUCUUAUAUAGGGCACAUAAUGUUAGGCUUUCAGAGUUCUUUAUACAAUGACAUACUUAUUCAGCAAUCAGCCAGCUUAGCAUCACAAGCUUUUUUCUGGCCUCAUACGGAAAUAAACCAAUGUAAAAUGAAA